AUGGCGACGGUGUCUCCUCUGGCUAAAUACAAGCUGGUCUUCCUGGGCGAUCAGUCCGUCGGAAAAACCAGCAUCAUCACCCGCUUCAUGUACGACAAAUUUGAUACCACCUAUCAGGCUACGAUUGGGAUUGAUUUUCUGUCGAAAACGAUGUACCUUGAAGAUCGGACAGUUCGUUUGCAGCUUUGGGAUACUGCAGGGCAAGAAAGAUUUAGGAGUCUCAUUCCAAGCUACAUCAGGGAUUCCUCUGUUGCAGUGAUUGUUUAUGAUGUAGCUAAUAGACAGUCAUUUCUGAACACUAAUAAGUGGAUAGAGGAAGUACGAACAGAACGAGGAACUGAUGUCAUUAUCGUGCUUGUGGGGAACAAAACUGAUCUCGUUGAUAAAAGACAAGUCUCUAUAGAGGAAGGGGAUUCCAAAUCUCGUGAGUUUGGAGUCAUGUUCAUUGAAACUAGUGCAAAAGCAGGAUUUAAUAUCAAGCCUUUAUUCCGCAAGAUUGCUGCUGCAUUACCAGGGAUGGAAUCCCUUUCUUCAACAAAACAGGAAGACAUGGUCGAUGUAAACCUGAAGCCGACGAUUAAUUCAUCCCACACAGAGCAGCAAGGAGGGUGUGCAUGCUAG
Messenger RNA from Prunus armeniaca (apricot), 621 nucleotides. The record is from the annotation of a GenBank genome assembly. Lineage: Eukaryota; Viridiplantae; Streptophyta; Magnoliopsida; Rosales; Rosaceae.